Dermatophagoides pteronyssinus (European house dust mite) is the source of this 1803-nucleotide messenger RNA. RefSeq lists its product as uncharacterized. NCBI's taxonomy places the organism in Eukaryota, Metazoa, Arthropoda, Arachnida, Sarcoptiformes, Pyroglyphidae. The record is from RefSeq and is a predicted model, not a curated record.
AUGUCUCAAUUUCUUUUUGACAACUCACUUGACGAUACUUUAUUUUCCUUCGAUUCAGCUGCAAAAAAUUUUGUGGUAAACGAAUCUGAUGAAGAAAAUGAGAUUGGUUAUGGUAUCGACGACUACAUUAGCGAAGCCGAAAAAUCAGAAAGUGUUGAAAAUGAAAAGAAUUUCGUUAAAGAUGUAAAAGAUAAUAUGUCCAAUUUAUCUCCUCAGCAAAAGCAGUAUAUUGACAAACUAGUCAGACCUUUAGACGUAGAAGCUUAUCUAAAUUCGAACAAAGUAUUAAUACAGAACGAGAUUUCAAAUUUAAAAUCGACAUUACUUUAUUCGAGCUUCAUGACAUUUUUAAUGGUAUGUUACAACUUUUUAAUAGAAGUGUCCGAUAACGAUUGUAUGUCGAAAUCUGAAAUUAAAGAGUAUAAUUAUGUCGCUGCCGUAGCUCAAAAACUGUCUAACGAAGAUUCAAAUCUGUUUAACAACGGUGUUGGUUCAAAGGAACUUUUGAAAAUUUUAAAUCUCGAUAUUGAUUUAAAACUUGUUGAAGCUGACCCAUCUAUCUUAAACACAUUAGUCUCUGAAUAUUUGACUAUUUUUUAUCUAUUUGAAAAAGGUUAUUACGAAAAAAUAAUUGCAAUGUGUUUAACUCAACAAACGGAAAAUGUUCUAAUUUCUAAUCUUACGUUUUUAGUUAGAUUGAUUGAUAUACAAAAUUAUUUUCUUGUUGCUUUUGGACUAGUAAUAACUCAGCUUCAGCAUGAAAGCAAGACAUUAGGUGAAGUGAAUGGUCAAAUAAUUAUUAAGCUUUGUUACUGGUCUAGAACAUGUUUAGGUUCUAAGUUGAAUUCGGUUUUAACAACUUUUAUUAAUCUUGAGAUGCGCAAAGAAGAAAAUAAAUUGUUGGCAGCUUUGUCUGAAAUUAGUAAAUCUGUAUUACUUAAGAAACAUAUUAUCGAUCCUAUUAAAUUAGGAUUGUAUAGUUUCGUAGAAAACUAUUUUAGUUCAAGAAGAUCGAGUCGAUCAAAUGACAACAACAACUACAGGGAUCGCUCUUCAAUAGAACAGCGGGUGAUCAUUUUUGAACAAUAUUACGAAUGUUACAGUAGUGCUUUUAUUUUUAGAGACGAUUUAGAAUUGACUAAUCGGAUAAUAUUACCUAUUUCAGCUUUGACUAGACUCACCAUGCUUGAAGUAACCAUGCCAAUGGUGUUUAAAGUUGUUAAUCCAGAAACAAGCCAAUUCACACAUUGUGGAGUUUUGGAAUUUAGCGCAGAUGAAAAUAGGUGUUACAUGCCGUUAUGGGUUAUGAAGAAUUUAUUGUUGCGCGAUGGUCAAACCUUAUUGAUAAAAAACGUUGUUUUACAAAAAGGUACAAAAAUCAAACUACAGUCAUCAACAACUACUUUCAUCACAAAUAUUUAUGAUCCUAAAGAAGCUUUAGAGCAAUGCUUGAAAAACUUCAGUUGUUUAACAAAAGGAGACAUUUUUGAUCUUCAUGCGUAUGGUGAGAAGUAUGAAAUAGAAGUGCUGGAAUGCGAGCCUGAAGAUGCAAUUUUGGUAAUUAAUGCAGACAUAGAAGUAGAUUUUGAAGCGCCAAAAGAUUACGUUGACGAGUCUGUCAGUUCGACUUCAACGAAAAAAACAGAAGUUGCACAAAGUUACGAAAAACUCUCCGAAAAUGAAUGGCGAAAUAGAAUUCCAAACGGUGUCAUAACAUAUUGUUCUAGCUUCAAAAAAAUAAAUGAAACUAAACGUCCUAAUAUCCCAGACAAGAUAGAAACGUUGGAUUAUUUUACUGUAUAA